ACCUGAACAAAGCCCGCCUCCGCUCCGCCUCUCCCCUCCUUUUUUCUUCUCUGUAAAUAGUUACAUGGCAAUUCUCCUCGUACCAAAAAUACUAGACUUUCCCUUCUAGUUUAUCUCCAAUCUCUAAUCCCCCCCCCCCCGACCCUUUUAUUUUGGCAUGUUUCUCAGAAAAAGCAUCGCCAAACUCCCCUGCACAUAUCCUGCGCUUAACACUGCUUCUUUCAUUUCCUCUUACAACCAAACAACCCCGCAAGAUAUUGCUCAUCGAGCUUCUUUCUUAAUCAACCAGCCCAACUGGAAGACCAACGAGACCCUCAAAUCCUUUGUUUCCCACAUGAACCCCACCCUUGCUGCCCAGGUCAUCCUCCUCCAAAACCACCAUUUCUCACUCGCUCUCCGGUUUUUCCAAUGGGUUUGUCAACACUCCACUUACUGCUACGAUAUAACUAGUAGAAUCCACCUCUUGAAACUGCUCGUAUCCUCCAAUUCAUUUCGAAUUGCUCAUAAGGUGGUGAUUGAACUCAUCAAAACCUGUAGUAGCAAUGAGAACGAUCUUUUGAAGCUAAUGGAAGCGCUUGAUGAGAUGAGGGAGACCAGUUUUCGCUUAAAUUACCCUUGUUAUAGCAUUCUCUUGAUGUCAAUAGCUAAGUUUAGUAUGGGGUUUUUAGCUUUUUUGGUUUAUAGAAGAAUGAUAGCUGAAGGCUUUGCUCUUUCUGCUAUUGAUUAUGGAAUGAUAAUCAAUGCUUUAUCCAAAGUUGGCUUUGUGUGUCAAGCUGAAAUGUUCAUGUCCCAAUCUUUGAAGCUUGGGUUUGGAUUGGGUACUCAUAUUUGUACUUCUUUAGUAUUGGGCUAUUGUCGAAAAAAGGAUCUCUCGGAAGCCUUCCGGGUGCUUGAUGUAAUGUCCAAGUCAGGUGGUUGUGAAGCGAAUUCAGUUACUUACUCGAUUUUAAUACAUGGUCUAUGCGAGAUUGGGAAGGUUGAAGAAGCUUUUGCUUUGAAAGAAGGGAUGAAAGAGAAGGGUUGCCAGCCGAGUAUUCGGACUUACACUGUAUUAAUAAAGGCUUUGUGUGAUGAUGGAUUGAUUGGUAAGGCUUUGGAUUUGGUUCGUGAAAUGAUCGGAGAAGGAUGUAAGCCUAAUGUUUAUACUUAUACUGUUUUGAUUGAUGGGUUGUGCAGGGAAGGGAAGAUUAAGGAGGCUAAUGGGAUGUUUAGGCAGAUGGAAAAAGGGGGUGUUUAUCCAGGGAUUGUAACGUACAACGCUCUGAUUAAUGGAUAUUGUAAAGAAGGGAAGAUUGUUUCUGCUUUUGAGCUUCUUAGUUUGAUGGAGAAACGAAAUUGCAAGCCUAAUAUCCGUACCUAUAAUGAGCUUAUAGAAGGACUGUGUAGAGUCAACAGACCUUAUAAGGCAAUGAUCCUUCUCGGAAGGGUUGUCAACAAUGGCUUAUUGCCUAACUGCUUGAGUUAUAAUAUUUUAAUUAAUGGGUUCUGCAGAGAAGGCCAUUUUGACAUGGCUUUCAAGAUAUUUGAAUUGAUGAACUCAUUUGGGGUUGAUACUGAUGCAUAUAGUUUUACUGCUAUGAUUGAUGGGUUGUGCAAACAAGGGAGACUGAAACUCGCAAAUGGGCUGUUGGGUAAGAUGAUAAAAAAGGGAAUAGAACAGGAUGAAGUGACAUUUACUGCACUUAUGGAUGGAUUUUGCAAAUCAGGUAACACUGGAGGUGCAUCAAAGCUUUUGAAGAUGAUGAUUGAAAAUGGUUGUUUGAAGACUUGUCAUGCCUUCAACUCAAUUCUUCAUGUUCUGAGCAAAGAAUGUGAGUUGGUAAAACAAUAUGCCUUGUUUGGAAAGAUCCUAAAGCAUGGUUUAGCCCCUUCUGUUGUGACUUACACCAUAUUAGUAGGCGCACUUUUUCAAGCAGACAAGGUUGACCAGUCCUUGAGCGUGAUAGAGCUAAUGAAACAAGUUGGCUGCCCUCCAGGUGUAUACACAUACAAUGUCAUGGUUAAUGGCUUGUGUCAAUUUGGAAGAGUUGAGGUUGCAGAGAGGAUCUUGGAUAGCAUGUCUGAUUUAGGAGUAUCCCCAAAUCAUGUUACAUACACUAUAUUGGUCAAAGCUCAUGUUUAUGCUGGCAGGUUAGACCGUGCCCUUGAGAUUGUGUCCGUUAUGGUUAAAAAUGGAUUUCAGCCCAACAGUCGUGUCUAUUCUGCACUACUAGCAGGAUUCAUUUCUUCAAACAAGACCACUGAAGUAGCACAUUCCCGUUCUAUCAGUCCUCUAUAUGUUUGGUCACCAUCUACUGCAGAAAAUUAUGAUGAAUGUGUUUCCAGUAACAUUCUAAAGGAAAUGGAUCUUGAGCAUGCAUUCAAGCUCCGAGUUGAAAUUGAGAAAUUCGGUGGGUCUGUUUUGGAUUUCUAUAAUUUUCUAAUUGUGGGUUUAUGUGAAGUCGGAAGAAUUGUAGAUGCUGAACAUCUUACCAAAGAUAUAUUAAGACAAGGUUCAUAUCCUGAGAAGGCAUGUUUUUCUGUGAUUGAUUGGCACUCUAGGAACAGCAACUGCAACGAGUGCCUCAAGUUCUUGGAUCUUAUUCUCAGUAAUGGUUUCAUUCCAUCUUUUGCAUCUUAUUCAUCCGUGAUCCACUGUAUGCAUACCAAAGGAAACAUCAAAGAAGCUCAAAGACUACUUUCUGACCUCAUGAAAUACAAUAAUAUUGGGGAUGCAAAAGCAGCAUUACCACAUAUCGAGUUCUUGGUAAACACAGAUGAACCUGAAAAAUGCAUAGAUCUUCUAAAACUAAUUGAGCAAAUGGUUAACAGGGAGAGGCCAGUCAUCUAAUUCAUGCUCCAUUGUUCUUCUCCCUUGACAUCACUGCUUAUAGUCAUGAUCUCCCAGAUUAGCUAGAGCAGAAAUAUAUUUACUACUGUUCAGCCCCAGAUUUUUUGGAUAGAUCAUCAUGAGAAUCAGACUCACAAGCAUAACACUAAUACCAGGUAAAAUCUACUUCAUACUCCCAUCAUAUCUUUCAUUCAGAGAUUUGAUAAAAAGAAAAACUGGGUUGAUGUAGAAAACUUUCCCUGAGGUCGUUCUGUAAAGUGAAGCCUUGUGUAGAUGUGUAGGACUGUAGGAAACAAGUUUGCUCCCAAUAGGAUCUAAAAUGCAAAUCAAUAGAAUACAUUUUUGUCAUAAAUUAUGUUGUUCUCGCAGUCCAUUUUUCUUUUAAGUAACAUGUUCCAUAUAAUCAUAUCCAAAAAAUUUUGAAUUUAAGUAUGAACAUAUGACCUUCCAAGUCUUAGGCCUC
Messenger RNA from Gossypium raimondii (Peruvian cotton), 3293 nucleotides. Its product is annotated as pentatricopeptide repeat-containing protein At3g07290, mitochondrial. The record is from RefSeq and is a predicted model, not a curated record. The transcript has a single exon. Gene Ontology annotation, molecular function: protein binding. Bases 158 to 2830 code for a protein of 890 amino acids. Lineage: Eukaryota; Viridiplantae; Streptophyta; Magnoliopsida; Malvales; Malvaceae.